UGAUUUUCCACUGACGUAACACCGCUGAUCUCCAAGUUCAGAGCUGCCAUCUCUGAGUUUACAGCUGCUCUAACCUUCCGUAGGUCCGACUGGCCAUUUUCCUGUCAAGAGGCUGGAAUCAGUGCCAACAUGGGCUACAGAACUGUGGUAAUGUACACUGAGAUUGGCUGCUUUGUGGUCUGCGUGGCCGGAUGGAUCCUGGUCUGUUCUACCAUGCCGAUUGAAAUCUGGACUUGGUCGGAGGUUAGCGGCAUCGUCCUGACUACAUCCAACUAUUUCUCCAACUUGUGGAAGGACUGCGUUUCUGACUCCACAGGAGUAUCUGACUGUAAGGGAAUUCCAUCAUUGUUUGCUCUAAACUGGGACAUUCACAUGUGCCGGGCCCUCAUCAUCAUCUCCAUCAUUUUGGCUUUCUUCGGAUCAAUUUUGGUCUUGGUGGGAAUGAAGUGCACUAAGAUUGGGGGGUCAGAGAUUGUUAAUGCCAAAGUUACCUUUGCUGGAGGAAUGAACUACCUUGUAGGAGGAAUCUGCGCCAUGGUGGCCUUUUCAUAUUAUGGCAAUAAAAUCCGAUCUGAGUUUGACGACCCAAACUAUGUAGAGCAGAAGUUUGAGAUAGGUGUUGGUGUCUUUCUCGGCUGGGGUGGCUCCACCUUAUUGGUCACUGGAGGCCUAAUUUACAGUAUUUUAGCAGGCCGUGAAGCAUUUGAGUCAAGAACAGAUAAGUAUCCUCAAUACCAAAUCCCUGGCUACAACUUUGUUCCAUCGAGGAAGAGUCUAACGUCCUUAGGUCGCACCGAGACGACCUACACCAGGCAGACCAGAUCCCCGGCAGACAGCAGAGCCAGCACCAUCUCUGAGAUUUCCAGUGCCACCAAAACCACCAGGACAACAGCCUCUAACGCUUAUGUGUGACAAAUGCUUUUUUUGGUUUUUUGUUUUAAACUGCAUUUGGCUUGGAAUCAAAAUCCUACUUCUCUCUCGUCUUUGUAUCACUCUGGGAGUGUAAACUGCUGACUGACUUGAUAGUAAAUAUAUGAGGGGAAAAAAAUGUUAUGAAAUGAAACAAAGUUAUCUAAUUAAUGAAUAAUGACACUAAUUUAUUUAGGUUGCUAUUUUGUGAUUGUACUGUGAUUAGUUCAUACAUUAGAUUUCAUCAAAAAGAAAAAUGCGGCAUGUUGUUUACAUUACAUUUUUAAUGUGUUACUUGUGGGACAAAAGGUUAGAGGUUUUGUCUGCACUCCAAAUCAUGUUUUAUUAAAAUAGUAUUUUGUACUUUACAAAUGAGUAUUUGCUUAAAACUGUAGGGCUUCAGAUUGCAGCCGUUUUCUCAAAUUAUGAUUCACGGGGACAUGGCAUGAAUUUACAGUGACACAUAUAUCCUUUAGUAAAAAUAAAUACAUUUAGCAUUGUUAUUUAAAUGCACAAGAGGCAUCUAAGUAGUGUGGUUUUAAAUGUUGAAGUGUUAAAUCCUAACCCCAGUAGUUGAAGUGCUACAAAAUAUUGACACAAUUGGCACCACUUCAGCUGUGGUGGAGAGGUAGACCAUAUAACCUCUGACUGGAGGAUCCCAGGUUCUGUUCUCCCUUGCCCGCCCGCCCAUGUGAACAAGACACUGAACCUGCCCUUGGGGGUGACCCAUGUAUAGCAGCGGAGCCGGCAUGGGUAUUAGGGAUGUAACAAUUCAUUUUAGCAACAAUUUGAUUCUUGUUAUCAUUUGUGAUUUAUAGUUGAUAUUGUUUCAUUUUGAACGAUUCGAUUCACUGACCUAAAACUGAUCCAGGACAUCGUUAGGUAAAGAAUUGUAACCAGUGUAAUUCAGAGAUAAAUACCUGGAUACUGAACAGUGCAGGUGAAGUUUUCCAGAUUCCUUGUAUUUCUUGCAAG
Messenger RNA from Oryzias latipes (Japanese medaka), 1884 nucleotides. RefSeq names its product claudin-10-like. The record is from RefSeq and is a predicted model, not a curated record. Lineage: Eukaryota; Metazoa; Chordata; Actinopteri; Beloniformes; Adrianichthyidae. Gene Ontology annotation, molecular function: structural molecule activity. Gene Ontology annotation, cellular component: membrane; bicellular tight junction.